CGUGCGGAUUUUCGCCCCAGGCACACUCUGUUUUCUGUACUCUGUUCUCUCCCUUGUCCCCAUGCAUACAGCAUACUUCAGCCUCUCUCUCGGUUCUCCCGGGCCCCUCGCGUGCGCUCUGUCUCUGUCGCCGUCGCCGUCGCCGCCGCCGCCAACCUACGCCAAGUGCCCAGAUCUCCACCCUCGGGACCUUCGCCGGCAGCGAACACCCACCACCAGAUGAAUCAAAUGUUGCAGAAGAAGAUAUAUGGCCUGAUUGGUUGCCCGCAUAUAGUCGAACCAGGCUCACGGUGAGCCUGAUUCUCGUGGUGGCAGAAAAGGCCUCAGGCUAGGAUCUAGAGAUGCGACCAAAAUCAAUGUAUCUUCAGAGCCAGGCCCAGGCUGUCGCGGUGUACAGCUGGGCUCUCGCUAGCCUGGUUAGCACGACCAGGUUGCCCAGGUGCGGGCAACCAAUCAGGUCCAUAGUAUAUGUGUACUCCCUUCGGUGUCAUAUUAUUUGUCCUUUUGGAUAAGCUGAUAUAGGGCAUUUACCCUUUUGUGACUAUGGCACUAGCGGCUAUCUAUAACCUUUUCAUCAUUAACAAAUCAGGCGGCCUUAUAUACUACAAGGACUAUGGUUCAGCAGGGAGGAUGGAUACCAAUGACAGUCUAAGAUUAGCAAGUCUGUGGCAUUCGAUGCAUGCUAUCUCCCAGCAACUCUCCCCUACCCCUGGCUGUACUGGCAUUGAUCUCUUACAAGCUCAUAACUUUGAUCUCCAUUGCUUUCAAUCCCUCACAGGGACAAAAUUUUUCGUUGUAUGCGAAACUGGAGCUCCAAACAUGGAAAUGCUGCUGAAAGUGAUUUAUGAGCUGUACACGGACUUCGUUUUGAAGAAUCCGUUCUAUGAGAUGGAGAUGCCGAUCCGGUGUGAGCUGUUUGAUCACAACCUGGCUCAGAUGAUCCAGAAGGACCGUGUUGCGCUUCUGGGUCGGUGAAUCUUGAAAACUCAUGGUCUCAGCCCUUGAAAACCCUACUUUUCCGUUUUCGACGCUUGGACUUGCUCUGCUGGAACCCUAAAUUCUACCUUGCGGCACUGCUGUGCUGUGCAUAACCGAUAACUUGAAUAGUGUGUUGCUCGCUUGUAAUCUUCUUGCGGUGUGAUGAAAUGUAGAGCUUUGCGGGCAUAAAUGCCGCUGCAAAUAGUAACAACAUGGAAGCAGCUUUUGUUCUUGCAUGUUUUCCCUGCAA
Messenger RNA from Zea mays, 1228 nucleotides. RefSeq lists its product as uncharacterized. Gene Ontology annotation, biological process: endoplasmic reticulum to Golgi vesicle-mediated transport. Bases 544 to 975 code for a protein of 143 amino acids. NCBI's taxonomy places the organism in Eukaryota, Viridiplantae, Streptophyta, Magnoliopsida, Poales, Poaceae. The record is from RefSeq and is a predicted model, not a curated record. The transcript is spliced from 6 exons. Gene Ontology annotation, cellular component: TRAPP complex.